AACAACAUUAAAUAAGUGAAGACUUUAACAGACACUCAGGCAGCCGCAGCAUCGUCCGCAGCGAGCGCACACACGCUGACACAAGUCGCGUGGGCUGUCUGGACGCCGACGCCAUCUGUUCUCGCCCACGCUGGACACGCUGCAAUCAAGACUGCUUUUAAGAUGAUCUAUUUAGGAAAUAAAUUUUAACCAGAAUUACCAUAUUCUCUUCGCCCUGAAUAGACUACAUAUUGUAGUGCGUUGGCACGGAUGCUCUAUUAGGCUACUCUGCUGUCUCUUGGCUGGGGAAAAUACUCAGGAGGUACAUUUGUAUCCAUAACAUUUGUCACCGAGAGAGGCUGACUGGUUGUCCUCUGUCAUCUUGAAGUUGUCGUAUUGAGCAUCCUACAGACUGUGAAUUGUGAUGUACUUGUGUCAUGGUCACCCUAGUUCCACAAGGUGAGGAGAGGGAUUGAGUUGGAGAGAUUUUUAACGCGGAGGGAGUUGUUGUGGAUCACGGAGACCAGGAGGAGAGAGACAACCGUCGGCGCCAAUAAGCGCCAAUAACACCUUCUGCAUCAGAACCGUCUCCGUUUCUUCCAUAUAUGGUACACCACUAAAACUGGACCCUUGGAUUAAUUUUACAGAAUACCUGUCAACGAGAAUAUAUCUGUUUUAAAUUCACUGUAAUAGACUUCAAUCAGGUCGAGGUGUCUCACUGCGGUUGAACCCCCUACCAAGGCUAAGGUUGUGGUUUUACCGUUUGGACCAUUUUAAUAAUAAUAUUUCCCUUUCGGGUGGAUUGUUUGACCAUCUCGGACGACCCCAAAUGUGCGAUGUCUGAGCAGUGAGAGCUCGGUGGGAUCUGCUUUGGUCGUCCUGCAUAGUAGCAUGGCCCCGUCCCGACGGCACUGCGGAUGGGAGAUGACGCCUCUAUUGGUAUGCCUGCUCCUGUCCAUCUUGAUGUUUCAGCCUGCGCUAGCCAAGGUCUGCAAUGACUAUACGAGGCACGGUCAGGACAACAGCUGGUUCUCGGGGGAUAAUGAAAAGUUGCCCAUCAUGGUGCUCAUGCCGAUGAACGAGUCGGCGCUGAUGAGCAGCAUUAGUCAGGGCAUCGAGCCCGCAGUCCAACUGGCCAUACAACAUAUAAAAGAAUCACGGAAUUACAAGUUUUCACUCAUCACCAAAAUCUACGACACCGAGUGUGACAACGCCAAGGGACUGAGGGCCUUCUUCGAUGCCAUAUGCUACGGACCCAAACACCUGAUGAUCUUUGGAGGGGUGUGUCCGUCCGUGACGUCCAUCAUUGCCGAGUCACUGGAGGGGUGGAACCUGGUGCAGCUCUCCUUUGCGGCAACAACCCCUGUUCUGGCCGACAAGAAGAAGUACCCCAACUUCUUCCGGACGGUUCCGUCGGACAACGCAGUGAACCCAGCCGUGGUCAAGUUCCUCAACUUCUACAACUGGAGCCGUGUUGGGACCCUCACACAGGAUGUCCAGAGGUUCUCAGAGGUGAGGAAUGACUUGACCAAUGAGCUGGAGAAGGCAGACAUCCAGAUCGCUGACACCGAGAGCUUCUCCAACGACCCCUGUGUCAAUGUCAAGAAGCUCAAGGAUAAUGAUGUGAGGAUCAUUAUCGGACAGUUUGAUGAGAAUCUGGCCUCCAAAGUAUUCUGCUGUGCGUACAACCUGAACAUGUAUGGUAGUAAGUACCAGUGGAUCAUACCAGGCUGGUACCAGGGGAACUGGUGGGAGCAGGCCAACUCCACCAACUGCACCACCAGGAAGCUGCUGACCGCUAUGGAGGGAUACAUUGCUGUGGACUUUGAACCGCUCAGCGCCAAACAGGUCAAGGGCAUCUCUGGAAGGACACCCAAGGAGUACGAGAGGGAGUACAGUAAAGAGCUGCAGCAGAAGGGAGUGGAGCCCUCGAAGUACCACGGCUUCGCCUACGAUGGGAUCUGGGUGAUAGCUAAGACCCUGACCCGCGUCAUGGAUUUACUGCAGCACAAGGAGAGGCAGGACAUGUACCACAACUUCACCGUGGACGACCGGGAGGUGGGCAGGCUGGUGCUGGACGUCAUGAACGAAACCAACUUCUAUGGCGUCACGGGCCAAGUCAUGUUCAGGAACGGAGAACGGAUGGGCACGAUCAAAUUCACACAGUUUCAAGAGGGUCAGGAGGUGAAGGUCGGAGAGUACAACGCUAUUGCUGAUGUCCUGGACCUUAUUAACAACACCAUGAGGUUCCAAGGGGUGGAGCCUCCUAAGGACCGUACGUUUGUGCGUCUGCAGCGUCGCAACAUCAACGUACCCCUCUACAGCAUCCUGUCUGUUAUCACCAUCCUGGGCAUGCUCAUGGCAGGGGCCUUCCUCUUCUUCAACAUCAAGAACCGCAACCACAGACUGAUCAAGAUGUCCAGUCCCUACAUGAACAACCUCAUCAUUCUGGGAGGAAUGCUGUCCUACUCCUCCAUCUUCCUCUUUGGCCUGGACGGUGCCUUGGUGUCCGACAAAGAGUUUGAGGCCCUGUGCACCGUGAGAACGUGGAUCCUCAUCGUAGGGUAUACGACAGCGUUCGGCGCCAUGUUCGCCAAGACCUGGAGAGUCCACGCGAUCUUCAAGAAUGUCAAGAUGAAGAAAAAGAUUAUCAAGGACCAGAAGCUGCUGAUCAUCGUUGGUGGGAUGCUGCUGAUUGACCUAUGCAUCCUCAUAUGCUGGCAGAUUGUUGACCCACUGAAGAGGACCGUGGAGGAGUACAGCUUGGAGGCGGACCCCCAGGGGCAGGACAUAGCCAUCCGGCCCUUCCUGGAACACUGUGAGAACACACAUAUGACCAUUUGGCUGGGAAUUGUCUACGCUUACAAGGGCCUGCUUAUGUUGUUUGGGUGUUUCCUGGCCUGGGAGACGAGGAAUGUGAGCAUCCCGGCCCUGAAUGACAGCAAGUACAUCGGGAUGAGUGUGUACAACGUGGGCAUCAUGUGUAUCAUCGGGGCGGCUGUGUCCUUCCUCACGCGAGACCAGCCCAAUGUGCAGUUCUGCAUCGUGGCUCUGGUCAUCAUCUUCUGCAGCACGAUCACUCUCUGUCUGGUGUUUGUGCCAAAGUUCAUCACGAUGAGGACCAAUCCGGACGCUGCUACUCAGAAUCGGAGGUUAAAGUUCAAUACGAACCAGAAGAAAGAGGACUCCAAGAUGUCCACGUCAGUGACGAGUGUGAACCAGGCCAACACGUCCAGACUGGACGGCCUGCAGACCGAUAACCACCGCCUCCGCAUGAAGAUAACAGAGUUGGAUAAGGAACUGGAGGAGGUGACCAUGCAGCUGCAGGACACCCCAGAGAAGACCCCGUACAUCAAGCAGAACCAAUACGGCGACGUCAACAACAUCCUCAGCAUACGCAACUUUACCGACAGCAAAGAGGGGGAGAAAUCGAUACUGAAGAAUCAUCUUGAGCAGAAGCCUCAGGCGCAGUGGGGCUCCAUGGACCCUUCCAGAAUAAACAGAGGUCCUCUGGAGGAUAUCAACUCACCUGAACACAUACAGCGCAGGCUGUCGUUGCAGCUGCCCAUCCUGCACCAUGCCUACCUACCCUCCAUAGGGGGGGUGGACGCCAGCUGUACCAGCCCCAACCCCAGCCCCAGCUCCAGCCCGCGGCACAGACACAUGCCACCGUCCUACCGGGUCAUGGUCUCAGGCCUGUGAGCAUCAGUUUCCCCUGGCGCUACCAAGAGAAAGACAUCCGUGUAAAAAACAACAACAAGCGGACUGUGACUGAGGUCAUCAGCGAUAGUGGAAUAAUAUGUGUGUUGGACCAGGGAGGGGGAAGUUUUAUCCACUCUUCAUGCCUCGGUCUCUAGACCCCCUCACUAGAACCAUGGGUCGGGGAAAGGGCACAGAGGACCUUACAAACGAUGACACGAACCCCCCCCGGCAGCAGAGGACCAGACCUGACCUGACCAGUAGCGUAUCUGCUUCGGAAGGUUUUAUGUUGUUGUUUUUUUCCUUUUGCCAUACAAUUGACUGUGUGAACUUGUCAAAACUUGAGUAUUUCACUACUUCAAUGCCUAGAAGGUGUUAGGUGUUACUAUAGGAACAAAGGAGUUCCAGAUCGGACUGACGUAGGAUUCAUCAAAAUUCACCGUUGUGAACAAACAUGUAAAUAUCAUACUGACUUUGACUUACCGUAAGCUUUGAUUGAGUAUGCUGUGAAUUAACAUAUGGGGGGAUGGGGGGCAGGUCUGUAUCAGCGUAGGACCUGAAAAACUCAUAUAAAAAAUUAAAAACUGGCAUCCUACAAAGCAAAAUGUAAGACAAAUUGGUUUGUGUAAUAUUACUGCAUCAUUGUAGUAUGUUAAUUAUGUUAAAUGGAUUGGCCAUUGGCAAGAAGUAAGGCACCAGCGGCCAAUUCUUUAAACUUUCACACAGCUUAUUUUCCACUUUGCUAAAUUUGCACCAUUCGUUUUUUUUAAAGAUUAUACUAUCCCGUUUCAUAGGUCUUUGAUGUGUUU
Oncorhynchus gorbuscha (pink salmon) is the source of this 4487-nucleotide messenger RNA. It is a transcript of the gene gabbr2, whose product is annotated as gamma-aminobutyric acid (GABA) B receptor, 2. Lineage: Eukaryota; Metazoa; Chordata; Actinopteri; Salmoniformes; Salmonidae. Gene Ontology annotation, molecular function: G protein-coupled GABA receptor activity. The record is from RefSeq and is a predicted model, not a curated record. Gene Ontology annotation, biological process: G protein-coupled receptor signaling pathway; gamma-aminobutyric acid signaling pathway. Gene Ontology annotation, cellular component: G protein-coupled receptor heterodimeric complex; membrane. The transcript is spliced from 19 exons. Bases 871 to 3681 code for a protein of 936 amino acids.